CAUGCCGCAUGUCGUGAUCUGUACUCGAUCCGUAAGCAAGCUGGAAACAAACUCUAGCUAUAAAAAGGCCUCGAUAUUCUUCCACUUCUUAAAAUAUAUAUAGACCUAGUACUACUUGAUCAAUCUUUAGUUGUGAUUGUUGAUCUGGACGUCGAGAAUGGCCAACAAAAGGGUAUUGCAUCCGGCGUUAUUCGUAGACCUGGGGACGACGUACUGCUAUGAUGAUUAUCAAGGGAGUAGAACGACGCCAACGCGUGCUGCAUUCACUGAUAUGCAUCGCUUCGGUGAUCAUCAUGACGGAAAGAACCAGCUCGCCCUGCACCACACCGGCCACAUGAACCACAGCAACUUCUUCUUUGAGAGAUCCAAGGCUAAGGAAAUUUUGGAGGGCUAUGCCUGCGAGAUGAAAAAUGCUGUGGAGGAUGAAAACGUUCGUUACAAGCUUGAGCCUGCAUUUAAGAAGGAGAUUGAAGCUGCCAUUCUCCAUUUGAGUCAGUGGUUAAGGUACGUUCAGGAUCCGCACACAGACGAACACGAGAUCAAGAAAAAUAUGGAAAGGAAUAUACGAGAUCUCUACGAUCCCAUCAUUGCAAGGAUCAAACAACAUUGUAUAUAUGUACGCGGUAGCCGAUCUGCCGAAUCGAACUCAUACUACUACUAAAGCUGCAUGCAACGAUAUUAAUAUGUUACUACUUUGUUUGUCGGACCUUUUAAUUGUACUAGUUUUAAUAUUGUCGGUGUGUUUAAAUUUGUAGUAGUACUGUUCGAUAGUUACAUGUUGCAACAUUUGAUAUUUCUGGUGUGAAAUUUCAGGUUGUUGUUAUAUAUAUGUUGGUGUAUGUUGAUAUAUAUACGAGUGUUACAGCUUGUUUGUAUUGGGAGGAAAUAAUGUUUCUGGUGUGAAAUUUCAGGUUGUUAUAUA
Molecule: messenger RNA, 922 nt
Organism: Carya illinoinensis
Lineage: Eukaryota; Viridiplantae; Streptophyta; Magnoliopsida; Fagales; Juglandaceae
Exons: 2
Coding region: 158-661 (167 amino acids)
Source: RefSeq, a predicted model, not a curated record